AUGAGAAAGAUGGAAUCUAGUGGUUUAUUCAGCUCCGCCAUCAGAGUGAAGGACGAGCCUAGUGAUGCGCUGCUUAGUGAAAAUGAUAGUGAAAUGAUCGACGAAAAACCCGAUCUUAAAAAUUUACAAUCCUUAUCAUUUCAUCAAGAAAAUCCUACCCAUACACUUCCAAAAUGUGACAUUAAACUUGAAAGUGAGCUUGAUGAGAAAGUGGAAAUAGUCGUUGAAUGUGAAGAUGUCAAACCCAAUUGGAAUUCAUUAUCAGAUAAGAAAAUGAAAAAUUAUUUUUCAAAUCAUUUGCGGAAUGUAAAAGAUAAUAACGAUGUUUACAAAAAUCAAAACACAAUUAAAGUAGAAAUUGGCAAGGAAGUCAAACAAGAAUUUUUUGGUGACACUGCAGAAGAAUCGAAUUCGGAUUUUGAUAGUGAACUUGACAAGAAAAAUAAAAAAGGAAACGGUACCAAACAAUCAGUGAAUGGUAGUAACGGCCAUGAUAGUGAUAAACAUGGAAAAACAUUUUCACGAAAAGAUGUUCUGAAACGCCACAUCGUUUCAAUGCAUAGUAAAAUCACUCACACAUGCGAUAUAUGCGGGUCCAAAUUCACACUUAGAACUUCUCUCAAAAAACACAUCGAUACGAUGCAUAAUGGAAUAAGAAGUGCAUGUGAUAUUUGCGGAAAUAAAUUUACAAAAAAAGCUAGUCUCAAAAUUCAUAUCGACUCAAUUCACAAUGGUGUCAGACAUGCAUGUGAUAUUUGCGGAAAUAAAUUUACAAACAAGAGUAAUCUCAAAAAGCACAUUGAUGCGAAGCACGAUGGUGUCAAACAUGCAUGUGAUAUUUGCGGAAAGAAGUUCUCAGGUAAAAGGAAUAUUAGAAGGCACAUUGAUAUGAUGCACAACGGUAUCAAACAUGCAUGUGAUAUUUGCGGAAAUAAAUUUACAAAAAAGGGUAGUCUCAAAAUUCAUAUCGACUCAAUUCACAAUGGUGUCAGACAUGCAUGUGAUAUUUGCGGUAAUAAAUUUACAGAAAAGGGUAGUCUCAAAAUGCAUAUGAAUGCGAUUCACAAUGGUGUCAAACAUGCAUGUGAUAUUUGCGGAAAGAAGUUCUCAGAUAAAAGUAAUGCCAAAAGGCACAUUGAUACGAUGCACAAUGGGGCCGCACAUGCAUGUAAAAUAUGUCGAAAGACAUUCACACAAAAGUUUAAUCUCAAAAAACACAUCGAUGCGAUACACAAUGAUGUCACACAUGCAUGUGAUAUUUGCGGAAAGAAGUUCUCAGAUAAAAGGAAUAUUAAAAGGCACAUUGAUACGAUGCACAAUGGUGUCACACAUAAGUGCGAUAUGUGCGGACAGUUAUUCACUGGAGAGAGUCGUCUCAAAACCCACCUUGAAUCAGUUCAUCACUCACUGCAUUUAUACAUAAUUUUAAGUGCAAACCCAAUCGAUGGUCUACGAAUACUGGGAAUAUUUCCGCAAACGUUCCGCAGCCAUUUCACCAUGAACGAGCGUUUGAUGAGAGGAUUGGCUGCCAGAGGUCAUCGGGUGGACGUUUACAGCCACUAUCCGUUGAAGGAACCGAUGGAAAAUUACACCGAUCACAGCAUUCGGACGCCCAACAUCACGACCUAUCUGAAUAAUUUGCAUUACGAGAGGUUGCUGAAGUGGCUGGGCAUCGUGGACAUGAGUCUGGUUCUGUCGCAGCUCGGCGAUCCGGUGUGCGAACUGAUGGAGCAGCCGGUUCUCAAAAAGCUCAUCGACGAUCCACCGAACGAUCCUCCUUACGACGUAGUUAUCACACAGCCGUACACGGCCAGCUGCUAUUUGGCCUUCGGCAGGCGUUUAAAUAUUCCUCUGGUUACCGUAGAAACUUUGAGCACGACCGAUUGGACGUACGCUAGCAUGGGAAAUCCGCGUAAUUUGGCGAUCGUACCGAGCGUUUACGGUGGACAAGCCAGUCCUAUGUCGUUCGCAGAGAGGCUGAAAAAUUUUUUCAUGACUUGUUACGUCGAGUAUGGAUAUUAUUAUUUCGUAAGAAAUCAGAAUGCUUUGGUCAAGAAGUACUUUGGCGAGGAUUAUCCCCCGGUAAGCGAGCUGAUAAAAGAUGUUGAUUUGAUGCUGAUCAAUUACAAUCACAUGCUCAACGGAAUUAAACCCUUGACCCCCGCGAUAGUACCCGUUGGUGGUCUACAUAUAGCGGAAACCAACAAUAAAUUAUCCGAGCGAACUCAAAAAUUCUUGGAUGAGAGCGAAAAUGGAUUCGUGUACUUUUCGUUCGGCUCGAUGGUUCGCAUCGAAACUUUCCCAAAACCCAUGCUAGAGAUGUUUUACAAUGCCUUCCGGAAAAUUGCACCAACUCGGGUUUUGUGGAAGAUUGUCAAACCCGAAGAAUUACCAACUGGUCUUCCGGAUAAUGUUUUGACAGAAACUUGGUUACCACAGAUGGAAGUUUUAAAACACAGAAACAUCAGAGCUUUUAUAACCCACGGUGGUUUGAUGGGAACUAUGGAAGCCAUUUACAACGCAGUGCCAAUGAUCGGAUUUCCCCUAUUCUCAGACCAGUACAUGAAUGUGGAUCUGUACAAGAAGAAAGGAGUAGCCAUCAAACUCGAAUGGUCAAACAUAACAAGGGAGUCCUUUGAAUUUGCUCUUUUCGAAGUACUAAAUAAUCCCCUUUACAAAAAGGAAGCAAAAAAAUUGAGUCUAUCCUUCAGAGAUACGCCAAUGAGCCCAAUGGACACCGCGGCAUAUUGGAUCGAGUUCGUCGCAAGAAAUGGCAAAAAAUCGCUCAGAUCACCCCUCGUGGAUAUGCCCUGGUGGCAAGCGUCGCUGCUCGAUGUUUACGCAGCGUUUUUGGUCGUUACGAUCGUGGCUUUGUAUACGGUCAAAAUAAUUGCGCGGUUAUUGAUUAUUCUCAUGACUAAAGUUAAGAGCUAUUUCAAUAAAACGAAAAGAGAUUAA
Messenger RNA from Trichogramma pretiosum, 2958 nucleotides. RefSeq lists its product as uncharacterized. The coding region runs from base 1 to 2958 and encodes 985 amino acids. Lineage: Eukaryota; Metazoa; Arthropoda; Insecta; Hymenoptera; Trichogrammatidae. Gene Ontology annotation, molecular function: UDP-glycosyltransferase activity. The record is from RefSeq and is a predicted model, not a curated record. The transcript is spliced from 8 exons.